ACUCUCCAUGUUGCACAUAAAUAUGUGUCACACUGCAACUGCAACUGUUUGACCCUCGGCCCCUCAAUGUAGCACCGAUCGCGGACUUGUCCCCGCGGCGAGCCCGUGGAAUGCCACGCUGACGGUUGUAUAAAUAAACUGCCGAUCAUGUUUGCGUGAUCGGCAAUCGGCGCCAUAGCUCCGCCGUUCUCAGCGCGUCAGUGUCCGUCCCCGCUGCGCCGUUGACCGCCGCGUCUGGUGGCUCGGUAUCUGGUCUGUAGUUACCGAUUAGCCCGUUCGACUCUGCUGCAGCCUGUGAAGCCGACCUACCUACCGUCAUGCGGCGGUUAUCUCAGCGCUGCGUUCCUGUCCUGGUUGCUCUGUGGUUGGUGAGCUGGUGCGGAGCCGACCAGCCUCAGCCAGUCAGCACCAGCACCAGUCCGGGGGAGGUGGUGCGACUUCUGGAGCAGAGGGUCACAGCUUGGCUACAGCCAGAGAUCGGCAGUCUAACUUCCCGCGUGGAGGCACUCGACUCGCGACUCAACUCGGUCGACUCGCGACUGAAUACUCUUGACGCUAGACUUCUGGCGCUGGAUUCUUCCCAGAACGUUCUCGGUUCCCGAGUGGACGAUCUGGCCUCUCAGCUCGCCACGAAGACGGCGGAUGACGGCGGACUGUCAGCCCGGCUGGGCGGCCUAGCUGCGCUCCUGGCAGCCCAGCAGUCCCGUCUGGACGGCUGGGCCGCUCAGAUGGCGGAGCGGUCGUGUGACCCGUCCCCGCUGCCCCGGGACUGCAGUGAGCUGCCAGCGGGCACCGCCAGCGGCAUCCAACUGCUGCAGCCGGGCCUGGACCGGUCCGCGCCCCCCACUCCGGCCUACUGUGACCUGGAGUCGGACGGCGGAGGAUGGACCGUCGUCCAGCGGCGUGCCGACAUCCAGCCCCGACAGGAGUUCUACCUCGGCUGGCAGGCGUACCGCGAGGGCUUCGGCGAGCUGGACAGGGAGUUCUGGUGGGGCCUGGAGUCGCUGUGGAGGAUGACCAGUCCGCGGGACCGCCGAUACCAGAUGCGCGUCGACCUGGCCGACUUUGGCGGAGUGAGGCGAUUCGCCGUCUACCAGCAGUUCCGAGUGGCGUCCGAGGCCGACGGCUACCGGCUCUCGGUGGCUAACUACAGCGGCGACGCCGGGGACAGCUUCAGCUACCACAAUGGCCACAGGUUCACCACCAGGGACAGGGACCAUGACCAAAGCCCAAAUAACUGCGCUCAAUUGUACAAGGGUGCUGGCUGGUACGACCAUUGCUACAGGCAAAAUUUAAAUGGCCAAUACCUGUCUGGAAUAACCGACAAUCACAAUGGUGUCAAUUGGAACCACUGGAGAGGUGACAAGUAUUCCGUAAAGGAUGUGGUGAUAAAGAUAAGACCUGCGUAGGUAGCGAAAUGAGACAGUGGGCGGGCAACAUAUCACCACAAAAACAAUAGCUGUUUCGCAUCGCCUCACAGUUCACACCCUUGGGCCUUGAUGCCAACGUAACAGCAUUGAACACAAGACUGACUGCCCAUUGAUUUCUAACUAGAUAGCUAUUAGAAGAUUCAGGUGAGUGGUGACCUCAAACAGGAAGCAAACUUAGACCAAAUCUUCAACAGAGUAGCAGAGCAGUGAUCAUCCGGACCCGAGCAGGCUCGAGUGGGAACGUGGAAGCUUUGUUUUGAAUCUCAAUCUUGGGCAAGGUCUUGGAGGAUCCGUGCGCAGUCAUAGAUGAGCCAUAGGCUUAGAUCAAUAUGCAUACAUAUGGCAUACCUACAUGCUAAACACUGGUUGAAAUAUUUGCCAGCCAUGCGGAUUGAGUGCUGAGCAGUGAGCAGUGAAAUAAACAUGAACGAAAGUACGAAA
Molecule: messenger RNA, 1871 nt
Organism: Amphibalanus amphitrite
Lineage: Eukaryota; Metazoa; Arthropoda; Thecostraca; Balanomorpha; Balanidae
Product: techylectin-5A-like
Exons: 1
Coding region: 318-1409 (363 amino acids)
Source: RefSeq, a predicted model, not a curated record